AUGAAUCUGUCAAGCCUUUCCCAGCCAUUGGGAAAAAACUAUAUAUAUGAGAGAUAUUCUAGAUUUGGGAUGAAUAAUUCCAUUAUUAAAAGAACUUUUCAAAACCCUAUUUCUGUUUAUAAUGAGCUUUUAGCAACAGAAUUACUACCAACAACAGAAAGUGACUUUUCUGCAACGAUCAAGUUAAGAGUAGGCUCUCAGUCCAUGGGAUUACAAGAAAGAAGAAAGUUAGGGAAUCAUAAAUCAUAUGGUGAUGAGAAUGAAUAUUCUCGAUUAAAUUCAUGUGAGAUAUUUGACCCAUUUGCAACUGUACCUUUGAGAUCAGUUUCUAUGGAUCCAGCAUGGUUAUCUUCUUCAAAUAUGGGAAUGGGUCCAAUUUCAAGAAAGAUUCCAAAGGGGCCAUUCAAAAUUCUGGAUGCUCCCAAUUUACAAGACGAUUUCUACUUAAAUUUAGUUGAUUGGAGCUCUACCAACUUGCUGGCUGUUGGACUAAGCUCAUCAGUUUAUUUAUGGAGUGCAUCAACAUGUAAAGUCACCAACUUAUUAAAUCUGCAAGAGCAAGAUACUGUCACCAGUGUAUCAUGGACACAACAAGGUAAUCACCUUGCUGUCGGAACUAGACAAGGCUCCGUCCAGAUUUGGGAUGUUGUGGAACAGAAAAAGGUACGUACAUUAAAUGGACACAGAGCAAGAAUUGGUGCAAUGGAUUGGUGCGGGCCGAUCUUGGCAACGGGAGGAAGGGACCACACUGUAUUAUUAAGAGAUGUAAGAGAGCAAGAACACUGGUGUAGCAGGUGGUUGGGACAUAAACAAGAAGUUUGUGGUGUUAAAUGGAGUCCAAAUGAAACCCAGUUAGCUACUGGAGGUAAUGAUAAUAAGUUACUUAUUUGGUCACAAGGAUAUGAUACUCCAGUGUGCCAGUUUCAAGAACAUACUGCUGCAGUCAAAGCUUUAUCUUGGAACCCCCAUCAAUCUGGGCUUUUAGCAUCAGGUGGUGGAACUGCUGAUAGACAUAUUCGUAUUUGGAAUACUGUUACUAAUUCAUGUGUAAUGGCAGUAGAUACUGGUUCACAAGUAUGUAAUAUUGCUUGGAGUGGAAAUGUUAAUGAAUUAGUAUCUACCCAUGGGUAUAGUUUAAACCAGGUUAUAUUAUGGAAAUGGCCAUCUAUGCAGAAAAUUGCAACUUUGACUGGCCAUACAUAUAGAGUUUUAUAUUUAGCCGUAUCUCCUGAUGGUCAAACUAUUGUAACAGGGGCAGGCGAUGAAACUUUAAGGUUCUGGCAAAUAUUUCCAUCAGGAAGACCAAAAGGUCCACAAAAUCUAGCAGCUUUAUCAGUACCAAAUGCACCAGCAAUGAGAUAA
This is a messenger RNA of Cryptosporidium ubiquitum, 1362 nucleotides long. RefSeq lists its product as uncharacterized. The record is from RefSeq and is a predicted model, not a curated record. The transcript has a single exon. Gene Ontology annotation, molecular function: protein binding; anaphase-promoting complex binding; ubiquitin ligase activator activity. NCBI's taxonomy places the organism in Eukaryota, Apicomplexa, Conoidasida, Eucoccidiorida, Cryptosporidiidae. Gene Ontology annotation, biological process: anaphase-promoting complex-dependent catabolic process; positive regulation of ubiquitin protein ligase activity; positive regulation of anaphase-promoting complex-dependent catabolic process. Bases 1 to 1362 code for a protein of 453 amino acids. Gene Ontology annotation, cellular component: anaphase-promoting complex.